AUGAUCAGCCUGCCUUGCCUGGCCCUCGUCCUGCCUCUUGCCGCCGCAGCAGCCUUCAAAGCUGACAUUCGAGUCGACACCAAUCGGGACGGCAAGGUCGAUUUGCACGGCACGACGGACAUCAACGGCAAGGCCACGUGGUCCGAGACGUCUGGGGCCCUUUUCCUCCCAAAUAUAGGCGACGCCCGCGGACACUGUGCGGGCGACGACUCAUGCCAUGACGCUUCCUCAAACAAGCAAUGGGCACCACAGAACAUGGCCUCGAUGCUCACGGUGCCCAUGGGCCACAUCCGAGACUGGACAACAGCAACCAUCUCUGUACGCGACCCCGUGGCCCGAUCCAAGGUCCGCAUCUUCCUCUAUGAUGCUGCCAAGGACGACCCUUGGGUGUACCUCGAGAAUGACACGAGGAUCCCGGCGGACAGGCUGCGCCGAGGCUUGACUCUAGGCAUCGACGCUCGUGACACCAGACGCCCAGGAGGCUGGGAUGGCAGAGUGUUGGUCAGGUUUCAGGUCCGAAAUUGGCACCACGUCUCGAGCGACUACGUGAUGCUGCGUGUCGCUCCGGUCCUGACACAUCACCACGGUCAACCCAUCGAGAGGCUCUUUGUUUCAAACCAAAAUCAGCACCAUCCUAUAAUCAAGUCGAUGCAUGACAAGAUCCAGAACAGCAUGCAACAGGCGGGCAUCUGGCGGCCACUCGGGCGUUUUGGUGUAAAGUACACGUGGGCUCAGGACGUAAUGGAGCCCGCGUAUGCUAGCAUUCCCGGACCAUCAGGGCCAAUCACCUUGCGAAUCAACGUGAUGGGGAAGCCUGUCAUGAAAGGCUCUACCGAGGCUGUUGGAAGGUUGCUGUGGAAUCUGCGCGGCAAAGGGGUGGGAGCCGUCCGCCCGGCCGAGUUGUCCGACAUGCUCGACCCCAAGACCUUGAGGCUCUCGGCGGGAGGAAACAUUGAGACGAUUCCUCCUUACGAGUUCAACGGAAAGAAUUACCCGGCCGGCAGGCUCGUCAUUGGCGCGGCGGACGGAAUGGCGCCGCCCGUGUUGAGAUUUUUCGAGGCUCAGGAAUCUCAGAAACCGAUCUCUCCAACACGACGUUGCUGCGCGUCGGCCACAUAG
This is a messenger RNA of Metarhizium album ARSEF 1941, 1119 nucleotides long. RefSeq names its product arginine deiminase type-3. Bases 1 to 1119 code for a protein of 372 amino acids. The record is from RefSeq and is a predicted model, not a curated record. Gene Ontology annotation, cellular component: cytoplasm. NCBI's taxonomy places the organism in Eukaryota, Fungi, Ascomycota, Sordariomycetes, Hypocreales, Clavicipitaceae. The transcript has a single exon. Gene Ontology annotation, molecular function: protein-arginine deiminase activity; calcium ion binding.